AUGCCCCAGUCGCCCGCACAUUUGCUCUUAAUCCCCCGCUCGCACCACAAAACUCUCCACACCCACCCACUCUCCUUGAGUGCGGCGGUGAUGGUGUGGUUGCCGCUUCUCGCCCGCGCCGCGACGAAGGUUGCCGGCGUCAGUGACUUUAAUGUUAUACUGAAUAACGGGGUGAGCGCAGGGCAGGUUGUUGAUCAUGUGCAUUGGCAUUUGGUACCUAGAGCUGGAAGGGAGGAGAGAGAGAGGAUGGAAAGGGGGGAGAGGAGGCAGUGGUGGGGGGCUGGGGAGGAGGGGUGGGGAUGGGAGAGGGGGCCGAAGGGGGUUAGAGGGGAUUUGAGCGAUGAGGAGGGCGAACGGAUUGCGGGAUUGAUUAGGGAGGAGUUGGGAAGG
Messenger RNA from Tuber aestivum (summer truffle), 390 nucleotides. The record is from the annotation of a GenBank genome assembly. NCBI's taxonomy places the organism in Eukaryota, Fungi, Ascomycota, Pezizomycetes, Pezizales, Tuberaceae.